GGAGGUUUGGCGCGGAUGGUUUUCAUGGUCGGCAUGCCGGCGCGCCUGCUCUCUUCGUCCUGCGUGCCUUUGUCGGUUUGACAAUUCCGCGCCCACAAUCUGGCGCCCAUCGGGCGAUGUAUGUGGGGUCGGAUCUCGUUCUCGGUGUCUCGGACGAACAACACGCGGGCGCCCUUUGGCGCAUUGGUUUUUUAGGGUCGUUCUUGGCUAAAGCCAUUGACUGCGCUGGCUAAAGCCAUCCGGCGGGGGGGUUAAUUUUUGCCAAAUGUACCUUCAUACUAGCGCAGGAAGUAGUGUGUAGUCUGACACAACACCGGCACACAAAUUUGGAGGACGGGCCUGGUUCGCGGUACAGUAGUUCUUAUCUUGCAGUUAUUUUUCCUCUCAGGCUCUUUGAACUCAUUUUCAUUUACAUUUGGCCAGUAGAAGUGCUUGGCUCUUAUCAGUCGUCUUUUCUUCGUAGAUCAUUACGUAGGCUGAGGCUACUUGAAUUGUCUCUGUAGUUUUUACAAACCGCAAAGUCGAAAUCGAAACAUACAUCAUGAACUGUCCGAGAAGUCAAAUUGUGUUUCGGCUUGUAGCCGUAGUUGUGGUCUUUUUUUGGAGCGCGCCACUCUGUGAAGCAGUGACUCCAAGUUUGGGAGCACGAGCAGGUCAACAACAAGAACAAGUAAGCGGAUCGGUUGGAGGUGAACCUGAUGAUGACCCAAGUGCCCCACUUCAGCUUUGGGGACGGCACUGCAAGAACCUGGUGUGGACCGGGGCAAAUGCUGCGCUUGUCGGAAAUUAUCUCUCGACGAGCAGUUGCCUGACACCGUACGUCGGCCGGGACAUUACGCAAGCGGAGGGUACCGCCAUCUGCUGUUGUCUUGCCGGCUGUGGCCUCGGAGGUGCGUACGCACUUUCAAACGCUUGUGUCUCGACGCGAGAGUGGCUGCAAGGGCUGUCUCGUCAGCUGAGCGAGCAAGUAGAGGAGCUCGACGCGCUACAAGAGUGGCUGGAAGGGCGGUCUCGUGAGCUGAGCGAGCGAGUAGAGGAAGAGGUUGCAUCAGCUGCGCCUCAACAGCAGCGCAUGGAGGGAGCUGCGCCGGACGAUACACGCGCUGACACCGCGCUUGCCCGGCAAGAAGUGCAAGAUACGCAUGCAGGGCGAGGAACAGGUAGAAGGCAGCAAGCCCAACCCAAUCAGGGCUCUUUGCUGGCGGUUAAUCGCAGUAGACAGGCACCAACACCGUCUGGUGCACGGUGGCGUUCUGGCCGACACUCAAGUUAGACCAGCAAGACUGAUGCUAGUGCAUGGAUGAAGUCGCAAUUUUUUGUAUAGCACCGGAGUCGUUGUACGCCAUUCGUACAGAAGAUCAUCAUCAUGGUGCAAAACCAAAAGCCCCUUUAAUUAGGGCUCAUACAUCAACAACAUUCAUAGUAAUGUAAAAGCAAAGGGCUGCGAAGCGAGGUCGACAUAUACAGAAAGAAGAAGAACAUCAAAAUGUGUCUUGAUAGAUCUAGAUGCCGCGGGACUGUUUUAUAUGG
Molecule: messenger RNA, 1530 nt
Organism: Amoebophrya sp. A120
Lineage: Eukaryota; Dinophyceae; Syndiniales; Amoebophryaceae
Source: the annotation of a GenBank genome assembly